AUGCGGCAUCUGCGUCGGCAUACGCCCGUGCAUGUGCGUGAAGCUGAACUGCGUCGUGAAAUUGCUCAGCUAGAACAACAAUGGCAUGACUUGCAGAAGCGUGAUCGUAUUGAAGCACUUACGCGCGAUCUUCCACCAUUGGAAGAAAGCACACUUGAUUCCAUGUAUCAAGAGCUCGUAUCCUCACCUUUACCAGACGUGCGGCAACUGGAAUCCCCACCGCCAACGACACCGAAGCUUUCUCUUGAGCAGCUCGCUGCGCGACUUGGCUUACCACCUGUUCAGACUCUACCCAAGACAGGAGACACAUCAAUUGAUACCACAGAGCUUGCAAAAGAGCGCAAGCAGCUCCGCGCACAAAUCCUUGAGCGACUUGAGCGCUCUGGCGUUGAGUUUUGCCAGCAACAACAAACGGAGGCAAGCGAUCUUUCUCCAUGCACGCAAACAGCCUCAGGCAUCGUGCCACCAUCAGCAUGGCUGGCUCUUGCUAUCCAGAGUGCGCGUGACCAUGAUACAGAGCACGUAAAUACGACACUCGCAUUGGCCGCUCGAAGUGGUAUGCACGUUUCACCGCUUUUCCAUAAAGUCAUGGAUGCGUACGCUAACGCGGGCCUCGUGGAGCCGGUGUUAGAGCUUAGCGCAGCCAUGCAAGCUAAUGGCAUAUUACCACAGCCGGAGACGAAGCAUAUCGUGGUCAAAGCGUAUGCAAAAAUGAAUCAAUUGUUCGAUGCCGUCCAGUACCUGUCGCUGUGGGAGCAAAGUGACCCUGCGCCUAUGUCAUCAUAUACGCUGGUCAUCGAACAUGUGCUAAAGCAUCCUAUCCGAGAUUUACAUCCGAUUGCUUGGUCGCUCUUCUACCAUAUGCGGUACGCAGCUCAUCCCGUGCCAGAUGCACCACUUUACGCGAUGAUGAUCCGAGCUUGCGCUGCUGGUAUUCCACAGCCAAAUACAAUGUCCAUUCGUCGCAACAGGUCCUGGGAAGCAGAUGCAGAGCGCGCGCUGGAUUUGUUUCGUGAAAUGACUGUGCAUCAUGGUAUUCGACCCAACAAGGAAGUGUAUGAUAGCCUUAUUCUUACUUGCGCGAGGCGCAAGGAACACUAUUCCGAUGCACUUCGUCUGCUUCGCGAGCUUGUUGACGGCAACGCACAUGGAGUGGCGCCUCUAUCUCCCGACGUGUACACAUACAAUGCUGUGCUGCAGGGAAGCGCUCGAAAAGGUGACCUUAUUACAUCGCGCUGGAUUCUCGCUGAUAUGGUCCGCAGUGUUAUGACGCAGGCAGACUCAGCUGACGGCACAUCUAAAGCACCAAAUGAAGAAACAUUGACGAAUGUAUUCUGGUCGUAUGCCGUAUACAGACCGCCGAUCAAAAGGAGUGAUCUGGUCACGGUCCAAGCGGAGGCUGGUCCCCGUCGUUCCGAGAACGACAUGCAUGCUAUUUUGGCUGCAAAUGAAGAACAACGCGCGAGAUCUUCGAAUGCACAGCCCUCAUUCUCUCAGAACAUGCCGCAGACGUCCAGCGAUGUGCUGAUGGAAGUGCGUUCCCUAAUGGCACGUAUUUUGGCCGACCAGGGCCACAGUGUUAACAGCAACAACGCCGUCGACUUAAGAGAGCAUCCUAUGCGCUUUGUUGCGAUAACACCCCGCCUCCUCAAUGCAUUUCUUGCUGUUUUUACGCACCACAUGAAGCCAGAUCAGCGCUUACGCGCCUUAUUCAAUGCUGUGUACGAGCCUGAUGGCGUCUUUGCUCAGAGCCACGUCCAGGCCAACGGCCACACACUCGCAAUGGUCCUGGCUGAAUGUGCACUCUCAAAAGAUCGCGCACUUGCUGAUCAAGUUGCUGAACAGAUUUGGGAUCAAUGGACUGCAUUGGAGGGAUCCUCGCUCUCUUCACAAAAUACCUCUGUGCGCCGAGAUACGGGCACAGAUGCCAAGACCAUUUCCAAAAUGUGGGCCCUCAUGAUCCGGCAGCACGCAAAAAGUUUCCGAGUUGAGCCAGCUUUAACGCUUCUUCGCUCAUUUCUCGAAAAAUACCCGCCAUCAUCGCGUGCAGUGCCAAAAACAAGCGUAACGACACAGGCGCCACUACCGCCGUUAGACUGGAUGCCGAUCGUUCCACCCAUGUCCAUGCUACGUUUACUUUAUUCCUUGCCUCCCGGCACUGCACACUCGUCAACUCCGUCUUUGUCGUCGUCAAUGCAAUCACGUCCAUCCCUGCCACUGCCGCAAUCUUCAACGUCAGCGUCAACGAGCUCCUAUUCACCGCUAUCGCCACUGCGGCCCAAGCUUCUGUUUCGCGAUCUGGAGCUCUUGCAUCACCGGUGCGUUGCACUCCAUCAUGUAGCAGGUCUUAACCUUAUUACACGCGUUGACCGCGAAUAUCGACGUGAGUGGUAA
Malassezia globosa CBS 7966 is the source of this 2394-nucleotide messenger RNA. RefSeq lists its product as uncharacterized. The transcript has a single exon. Gene Ontology annotation, molecular function: protein binding; mRNA binding. The record is from RefSeq and is a predicted model, not a curated record. Lineage: Eukaryota; Fungi; Basidiomycota; Malasseziomycetes; Malasseziales; Malasseziaceae. Bases 1 to 2394 code for a protein of 797 amino acids.